UAUUACGUAUACGUCAUGUUGUCAUUGCGUCUUUGUGUAGUUUUAUUACCGCUUUUGGCACUUGCUGGCGCCAUUAAUGUACCACAGCAGCAGCUGUCUGUCGAUAUACCACUCGAAAAUCUGCUGCAAAAGUUCAAGGACAAUCACUUGAAUACGAAUACAGUUACCCAUGUGAUCGAAAAAAUCCUAGAAAAGGUCAAGGCUGAUCAGGGUCAGGAGGAGGCUAGCCUCUCGAGUGUGGAUAUUGAACCGUACAUCAUUGACGGUUACCAGGUUCAGGGUGUAGACAAUGCCCCACAUUUGGUAUCUAUGAGUAUGAGCUCUGUGGCCUAUGCUCAUUUCUGUGCUGGAUCAAUAAUUUUCAAGAGCUGGGUUCUUACUGCCGCCCAUUGUGUCGAGGAGUUGUCUCAAUUGAAUGGUGGUAUCAUUGGUACUCCCAUCUAUGCCGGCAUCACCAAUCGCUCCAAUGUGACCGGAGCCCAGAUACGCGAGGUGGACUUUGCCUCCAUUCAUCGUUCGUUUACUGGCGUUGCCGGAAGCGCUGAUAUAGCCCUGCUCCAUGUAUCUCAACCAUUUGUACUGUCGGCACGAGUACAACCGAUUACCUUGCCAGACAACAACGAAGACUAUAGCAAUAAAACCACAAUCGCCUAUGGCUGGGGUCUAACCGAUGUCGAUGGCGAUGAGUAUUCCAAGGAGUUGCAAUAUGCCUUUGCUCCGCUAUUAAGCAGUUCCGAUUGUGCUGGGAAAAUGGCCUCAGAUGCUCCACUCACUACCAGCCAAGUGUGCGCCCAGAUUAAGGUCUGCUAUGGUGAUGGUGGUACUCCUCUUGUCUACUGGCCCAUCGAUGGACCCGCUGAACUGGUUGGUCUGGGCUCAUGGAGUUAUAUGCCCUGUGGUUAUGGCAAUCGCCCAGCAGUAUUCACUUCAGUUUCCUCAUAUGUUAGUUGGAUAUUGCAAGUGAUUUCAGCUUACUAUCAAUUGAACAAGUAGAUUUUUUGCGUAAUCAAAAUGAUUGUAAUGCAUUAAAGUAACCAAAAAAAAAAC
Drosophila willistoni is the source of this 1047-nucleotide messenger RNA. Its product is annotated as trypsin. Gene Ontology annotation, molecular function: serine-type endopeptidase activity. The transcript has a single exon. The record is from RefSeq and is a predicted model, not a curated record. The coding region runs from base 16 to 993 and encodes 325 amino acids. Lineage: Eukaryota; Metazoa; Arthropoda; Insecta; Diptera; Drosophilidae. Gene Ontology annotation, biological process: proteolysis.